AUUUGAAAAGGCGGAAAUACAGAUUGUUGGGCUACUGAUUUGUUUCGGUGUUUGAUGUUUCACACAAAUGUUCCCAACCUCAGGUUUUUUUCAGGAGUUGCUGUGCCCAGCCUUCAGUGAAGGAAACUGCGAUAGACCAUAUUGCCAUUUCAAUCAUUUUGAUGGGCAAAGUGUUCCUGAGGAAAACAUACUAUCUAUAACGAAAUCAUGUAAGCCCUCUGUUGAUCCUGUAUAUAAACCGACCCCUAUCAGUGUUUUGGAAAAACGUACUGAAAAUUCACAAAACUACCUUGAUAUUGAGUGUAAUAAGAAUGCCACUUGUGUGCAAAGUGUUUAUGAAGAACCCAUUCCUGUUUAUCAACCAACUCCAAUAAGUGAAUUGGAAAAAUAUGCGCCUAAUUCCUUGUCUGAUUAUGGAUUUUCUAAGGGAUUUAUACCACAAGAUCAGCCAUCAUACUCUCCUGUGGUCAAGAUAAAAACAAUACCUUCGCCUUCUCCAUUUUCAUAUCAGCCUUCUCCUUCGGUUACAGAAUCAUCUGCCUCUUCGUAUGCUAAAGAAGUUAUUAACAUUAACGUAGACUCGGAUGAGGAUACUCCUUCUCCGACUGUUGCUCAGGAUAAUCCUGGUGACUUACGAACUGUAUCUGUGGCUAAAGGUGUUCAAAAUUCACGAAAUGAUAAGCUGAAAACUCAUGGAUCACCUAUACAUAGUGUAAAAUCAAAGCGUAAAGUGAAGGUUUUCAAAAACAAAGAAGUAACCAUUCCCAAUGAACUAAAUGUCACAAAGACUAGUGACGAAAAGUCUGUGGAUAGUACAGACAAGGAUAAUGAAGAUGACAGCAAUUGCACACUUUCUAAACGUCAAAAAAUCUUAUCUCUUUAUCAAGACUUAUACGGUGAUAUUGAUAACGAUAGCUCGAUAGAUAAAAACAGUCUUCCCAAGAAUGCUUCAAAGUCUGCUACGCUUAUUCCACCGUACAUGAGUCCAGUUUUUAAAAAGCCUGAGACGGCAAGUAUAGAUAAGAAGAGCGAUAAUGUUAUUGCUUCAGGAAAUGUACAACAUGAAUAUGUUACAAGACCUCGUAUUCCACUACGCAAAAGUGACAAAAUUCCCAUGCCAAUUAGAACUCGCUAUUUGGACCAAUUUAUUGAAGAGUGCCUUUUAAUAUAUGACCAUCCCUCUGAUGCAUACAAGCGUGCUCUUGAAGAUGAACAAGCUUGUCAUGAAAAAGCAGGUAGUCGAAUGGCAUAUUUAAAUGCUGUAAUCCAACGGCUAAAAUGUCUGAAAGCAGAAAAAAAAUCCAUACAAUUAGGUGAAAAAUCGAAAAUUUCAUCCAAUCUGACGGUAGUUACACGUCCUGCAAUCACUAGUUCACAUUUAUCUGCUUAUGAUUCAAAUAAUAAUGCUAAGAAAGAUGAUGCUGAGGAAAAACUUGACCGUUUAGUUAAAGGACCUCUUCUGUAUAGUCAAUUAACAUCUUAUUUAUUAUCGGAGGAAGAUUUGUUAGCAAAUGGUUAUCCUCUCGAAUUAGUAGAAAAUGACACAAUUAUUCGUGGGAAGGCUGCUCUGUGUUUACCAGAAAAUAAGAGUCAGUUAUAUGGUAAUUGUCAAUCUAACGAACGAGUAUGUUGUCGUUGUGGUACACGAUUUCUUGUUGAUGAAUAUGGAUACUCUUUAACUCAGGGCGAAUGCAUUUACCAUUGGGGUAAAGCUGUGAAACAACGAAGUUUUGGUCAAGGAUUUGAUUUACGAUAUUUAUGUUGUAAUGGUGAUAUUGGUCAACCAGGCUGUCAAAUCUGUCCUAAAGGUCAUGUUCACGAUGCUAAUAAAUGGUUAGAUAAUGAAGGUUUUGUUAUUACAUUGCCACCACUUCCAAAAUCACAAGAAUAUGAUGAAGAUAAUGACAAUAAUUCAAGUUGUAAUGUGUACGCUCUUGAUUGUGAAAUGGUUUAUACAACUGGUGGUUGUGAACUAGCUAGAAUUACUAUUAUCAAUCCAAAACUUCAAGUUAUUCUCGAUGAAUUUGUUUGUCCAGACAAUCCAAUUAUUGACUGUAAUUCACGUUUUUCUGGUUUAAAAUUAGAAGAUAUAGAACAGGCAAAAUAUCAUAUUACUGAUAUUCAAGCAAAAUUAUUGCAUUUAUUCGAUUCGGAUACAAUAUUAAUUGGUCAUAGUUUAGAAAGUGAUUUAACUGCCCUUAAAUUGAUACAUAAGAAAAUUGUCGAUACUUCUAUUGUAUUUCCGCAUCGUUUAGGUUUACCAAAGAAACGAGCUUUAAGGAAUUUAGUUAGUGAAAUACUUCAACAAAUUAUACAACAAGAUGAGAAUGGUCACAACAGUAUGGAGGAUGCUGUUGCCUGCAUGCAACUUGUUCAACACAAAGUCAAAGAAGAUUUACGUUGUGGAAAGUGGAAUUUUCCUUAAUAAAAUUUAUCUGUGAUUAUACAAUCAAAUAUAAACAUUUUUUGUUUAAUCCAAUUUUCUUAUUACCUUUCAAAAGACUUAUGCACUGAACUUUUCUAUAAAAAAAGACUUACUAAUUACAUUUGUUAUUGUAAAUAUUCACUAUGAUAAGCCUGUAGUUAGGAAAAUAUAAAUACUGAUUUCAUACUUGAAAUUGGAAUUAUCCUUUCCAUUCCUCAUUGUUCUUCUCUUUUUGUUUUGUACUCUUCAGGUCGAUUUACACUGUGAUCGCUAAUAAUUAGGUGAAUACUAUUUGAUUAGUUUAUUUUGUUACAUCGUUUAACAAAAUUUAUUAGUUCUAACCAAAAAAUGUACUCUUUUUAGUCGAAGAUGAUAUUAUUUGAAAAUUUGGCCCAAGUACUCAAAUUUCCUGUUUUUGUUAACAUAAACCGACAUUUAGGUAAGUAGUAUUUGGCAAAAGUCAUUUUAUGUAAUGAUAUGAAUAAUAAUGUUCACAGCGGAACUUAAUAUAGCGAAGUUCAUCAGUUUCUCUGUGUUAAUAGCCUUUUUUAAAAUAAAUCCACUUGUGUGACCCAUCAACCAAUGUUUUGUUGAUAAUAACAUUUCGUCCUUACGAUGCUCUGUAACCCGAUAGGCCAAUUGACUAAUCAGUAGGUCGUUUCCUUCAAAAAACUUUAUCCCUCGUCGAUGUAGUAAAUAUAUAAAACCGGUGUAUUACGGAGAAUUAUAAGUGUAGGAAAGUUCGAAAGAAAAUAACAAGAAAUGGUAUGUUUGACUGCGAACGCAGGUGAAUUGACGCCUUCGAUUACUGAAACUUGAACAAGCUAGUCACGAGAGCUUUGCUUUGCAUAAACGACCAAUUUACACCAUUUUGGUUUAAUGUUAUACGUAAUUCUAAAUAAAUAUUUUAGUGACGUGAUCAGAUGAAUUCACUUGUUCAGGAGUAUUACUGUUAAUUUAUUUAUAUAACUUAUAUUAGCUGGUUGAUGAGUCUCCAGAUUUCUAAUUAUUGAUAUCACGUACCUCCAACCACCGUCUAACUCAACCAACAAUGUCUGGGAUAAGAGAAGGUUGAAAGACAGGAGCAACAAAACAAGAACAGGAUCAAUCUACAAAAUCAUUAUGCCACCCCAAGUCAUUUUUACCUUACCGGGUUCAUCGAGACCAGUGGCUGGAAACUUUGAGUGACGUGGUUAAAAUUGGUUACAGAAGCUUUCACUCUCUAUCUUACCUUAAGUUUUGUCUCAGUGUCAUUUCCUUUCUUUAUUUUCUUGUUUUAUCCAUUCUUUUCGGACAAUCUUUCUACUACCAUUGAUACUACUAUAACUUUGGAAACUUUACAACUCAUCUCGCUAUGUUGGUGUGACUUGGCAACUUAAGUCGAUGCUUGUUUAUUGUGUUGGUUAGGACUGAUUGGCCGGGUAAAUUCAAUUUCGUCCAAGUAAAUUUCGAACUGCUAUUUCUGACUCCGUAGAAGGAUUCUAAUAGUUUAGGAUAAAAUAAACGUUCAUAAGAAGUUAACAGACCAUGCAUAGUCCGUAUCAAUGCAUGUGAAGUUAUAUUUGAUCGUACCAGUAAUCAGCAAAUGUGUAAAGGCUGAUAAAACACAGAGGAGAGACAAUAUGAGGGCACUGAAUAUUGAUAAGUGAGAGGAUUAUUAUGAUUAUAGGAACGGAUUUGGACUGAAGGCAUAUGAAUUAACAGUAAAUGCGAUUUUCUCGGUACCUUACCCCCUACUGAACUGUGGAAUAUGAAAAAAACAGCACCUGACCUGUGGAUUAUUAUUCACCAAAAGUACCACUAUAUACAUUUUAAAUAUAGAAUUCUGACAACCAGCGGAACAAAAAGCCAUCCGAAAAAGGCAGGAAAUACGCAAAUAUACAAUCACCGCGACAGACUAAUAUAGUGUCCAUUAAUAAGACUAAACAUGAUACAAACAGGCCGAAAGUAGUUUACAUGACUUAAAAAUCGGCAAGACUUCAGCCAAAUUCCCAAGGGUAUACUGAACGAGGCCAUUACAAACUGCAGAAAGUCCACAUGGACAGAGCAGUAUUCUAGUCGCCAUAUUUCUUAACCUAGUGCCAUACAAACUAGGCUUGAUGGAUGAUCUAUUCUAUAUAAUCAAAUCUCGACCGUUGUUGCUACGUUGACGUGGUGGUCGGGCUUGUCUGUCGUUGUGAAACAAACCGAGCUAUACUGGCUUGAACAACCGUUCCUCAAGGUCCUA
Messenger RNA from Schistosoma mattheei, 4652 nucleotides. The record is from the annotation of a GenBank genome assembly. Lineage: Eukaryota; Metazoa; Platyhelminthes; Trematoda; Strigeidida; Schistosomatidae.